AUGCUGUGGUCUACUCAAGAUGGGGAAAUGGCAGUGAUAAUUGGAACGAUGCUGGUUGUGGCUGGAGUUCGAGUUACACCAGUUGGUAUGAGCGGGGUUGGACGGGAAAUCAAUGGCGGAGAUGAAGUAGACAUUUUUGCGGGUGGUGGCGGGGGCGGGGACGCAGGCGGAGUAGGGGAUGAAUGCGAUGAAGAUGAAGUAGAUGUCUUUGGUGGCGGUGGAGGUGGGAAUGCAGGAGGAGGGGACGAGCGAGGCGGAGGUGAGGCAGAUGAGCGGGAACUCCAGUCAUUUUGA
Ophidiomyces ophidiicola is the source of this 294-nucleotide messenger RNA. RefSeq lists its product as uncharacterized. NCBI's taxonomy places the organism in Eukaryota, Fungi, Ascomycota, Eurotiomycetes, Onygenales, Onygenaceae. The record is from RefSeq and is a predicted model, not a curated record. The transcript is spliced from 2 exons. Bases 1 to 294 code for a protein of 97 amino acids.